Messenger RNA from Branchiostoma floridae (Florida lancelet), 628 nucleotides. RefSeq lists its product as uncharacterized. The transcript is spliced from 3 exons. Bases 1 to 561 code for a protein of 186 amino acids. Lineage: Eukaryota; Metazoa; Chordata; Leptocardii; Amphioxiformes; Branchiostomatidae. The record is from RefSeq and is a predicted model, not a curated record.
AUGAGGGUAUGGGGUUCCGUGUACAUCCGCUGGGGAAGGACCACCUGUCCGAAUGACACAGAGACGUCACUCAUUUACGACGGCAUCGCUGGGGGAACAUUCUACACUCACAGAGGAGGAGGCGCCAACUACGUCUGCCUACCAAAGGAUCCUGAGUGGGGAGUCUUCACGGAUGGAAACCAGGAUACCGCGCACAUGCACGGCGCGGAGUAUGAACUCAGCCAUGGAAACAGCCCCUUCCAAGGCGCCUCUGUCCAUAACCACGACGUCCCAUGCGCUGUCUGCCACGUGGCGUCUCGCGGCUCCAAGCUGAUGAUCCCCGCCCGUCUCAGCUGCCCUAGCGGCUGGACCCGGGAGUACAAGGGGUACGUCAUGACCGAAAGCCUCAGCCAUUACCGCUCCGAGUUCGUCUGCAUGGACGGGGAGCCCGAGACCAGGCCCGGCGGACACGUGAACCACAACGGAGCUCUUUUCUACCCGGUAGAAGCAAGAUGCGGGUCCCUGCCGUGUCCCAACUACGUGCAGGGCCGUGAGCUGACCUGUGUGGUCUGCACCAAAUAAUUAUAAUGCUCGCGUCGUCAACGACACAGAUAGAAGAUUAGCAAAUUGGCAUUGAGGCUAAGGCAAA